UUGUGUUUUGGGGAAUAAUCGUUCUUAUCAGAGUUAUAUUCAAAAGGUCUUUUUUUUUAUUGUAAGGUGACUUAUAAUAAGCUAAUCCAAACACGGAAUAAGAUAUGAUAAGAAUGAGAACGAUUCUCUUUCGUGCUUUGGAGGUGGAAAUGAUUAUGUGAAUGGAAAUGGCAAUGAUCGAAUGGAACUAUGAACUGGCUGAUCAAGAAAGAAGUCUUUCAUGAACUGGUUUCUUUCAGUUUUUUGUUGCAAUGCAAAUUGCAAAACUAAGCUUAAAAAGUUCAAGGAAUCUUUGUAUUUGGAUACAGUGGUUCUCCAUGAUCAAUUCAUUGCGUAUUGUUUGCAAUUGUGGAAGAGUGUCGGGGGAAAUGAUUGGAGAUGGUUUUAGAAGCAAAAUGAUCAAUCUUCGGUGAUCAAGGUGUGGAACUUAGGCAGCAGUGCUGGAGGAUCAAGCAAUGGAACUUACAGCACGCAUAUUAGUUCAUUUUGUAAUUUAUAGUUCUUCUGGAUGCCAUUAUGGUACAAAUAUGAACAAGACUUUUGUUGUCUUUUCUGGCAAGCAGGAUAAUAUGAAAACAGUUACUUAACCUUACUGAACUCUUAAAUAAACUGUUUUAUUUAACAGAAAUGAUGAAUUUGUACGUCCAUGUGCAGGGGACUCCAGUGAAUAUUAUUGUGGGUUCUCAUGUCUGGAUUGAAGAUCCAGAUAUCUGUUGGAUUGAUGGACAGGUAUCAAAAAUCACCGGAAAGGAUGCUGAAAUUGAAACUACCAAUGGAAAAAAGGUGGUUGCAAAUUUAUCAAAAAUAUAUCCCAAAGAUAUGGAAGCUCCUCCUGGUGGAGUGGAUGAUAUGACUAAGUUGUCCUAUUUACAUGAACCUGGAGUCCUGCAGAACUUGAAAGCUAGAUAUGAAUUGAAUGAAAUAUAUACAUAUACUGGAAAUAUUCUGAUUGCAAUAAAUCCAUUCCAAAAACUACCACAUAUCUAUGGUGCACACAUGAUGCAACAAUACAAGGGAGCACCAUUUGGAGAAUUAAGCCCUCAUGUAUUUGCAGUUGCUGAUGUUGCAUAUAGGGCAAUGAUAAAUGAAGGGAAAAGCAAUUCAAUUCUGGUCAGUGGGGAAAGUGGAGCUGGCAAAACUGAAACCACAAAAAUGCUUAUGCAAUUCCUUGCUUAUCUAGGUGGUAGGGCUGGCACUGAAGGCCGAACAGUUGAACAACAAGUUCUUGAGUCAAAUCCAGUUCUAGAAGCAUUUGGCAAUGCAAAAACUGUCAGGAAUAACAAUUCUAGUCGGUUUGGUAAAUUUGUGGAGAUCCAAUUUGAUAAAAGUGGAAGAAUCUCAGGAGCAGCCAUCAGAACAUACCUUCUAGAGAGAUCUCGGGUUUGCCAAGUUAAUGAUCCUGAACGCAACUAUCACUGCUUUUAUCUUCUUUGUGCUGCACCACAGGAGGAAAUUGAGAGAUACAAAUUAGGAAGUCCUAAAACUUUUCACUACCUUAACCAGUCAAAAUGCUAUGAACUGGCUGACGUAAGUGAUGCUCGUGAGUUUCUUGCCACCCGUAGAGCUAUGGAUAUUGUUGGAAUCAGCCAAAAGGAUCAGGAAGCCAUUUUUAGAGUUGUUGCUUCAAUUCUCCAUCUUGGUAAUAUUGACUUUACCAAAGGAAAAGAAGUUGACUCAUCAGUUCCGAAAGAUGACAAAGCCAAAUUCCACCUUCAAACUACUGCUGAGCUUCUAAUGUGUGAUGCCAAUGCUUUGCAAGAUGCAUUAUGUAAGCGUGUCAUGAUCACCCCUGAAGAAGUUAUAAAACGGAGCCUUGAUCCCCAAAGUGCAACAGUGAGUAGAGAUGGACUGGCAAAAACAAUUUAUUCUCGGCUGUUCGACUGGUUGGUGGACAAGAUUAAUAGUUCAAUUGGACAAGACCCCAAUUCUAAAACUUUGAUUGGAGUCCUUGACAUAUAUGGUUUUGAAAGUUUUAAAACUAACAGUUUUGAACAGUUUUGCAUUAAUUUCACAAAUGAGAAGUUGCAACAGCAUUUCAAUCAGCACGUUUUUAAAAUGGAACAAGAAGAAUAUACAAAGGAGCAAAUUAAUUGGAGCUACAUUGAAUUUGUUGAUAACCAAGAUGUUUUAGACCUUAUUGAAAAGAAACCUGGAGGAAUCAUUGCUCUCCUAGAUGAAGCUUGCAUGUUUCCAAAGUCUACGCAUGAAACUUUUGCAAACAAGCUUUAUCAAACAUUUAAGAACCACAGGCGCUUUAUUAAGCCAAAAUUGUCUCGAACAGAUUUCACGAUUGCUCACUAUGCUGGGGAGGUUUUAUACCAGUCUGAUCAAUUUCUAGACAAAAACAAGGAUUAUGUGGUUCCUGAACAUCAAGAUUUGUUGAGUGCUUCCAAAUGUCCUUUUGUAGCUGGCCUUUUUCCACCACUUCCAGAAGAGACAUCAAAAUCUUCCAAAUUUUCUUCAAUUGGUUCUCGUUUUAAGCUACAACUACAAAGUCUAAUGGACACAUUAAAUUCUACAGAACCCCAUUACAUCAGAUGUGUGAAACCAAAUAACCUCUUGAAGCCUGCUAUUUUUGAGAAUGCCAACAUUAUGCAACAACUUCGCUGUGGUGGUGUUUUAGAGGCAAUCAGAAUCAGUUGUGCUGGCUAUCCUACUCGCCGCGCUUUUUUUGAAUUUGUGAACAGAUUUGGCCUUCUUGCUCCAGAGGCCACAGAAGCAAACUAUGAUGAAAAGACUGCUUGCCAAAAGAUUCUGGAAAAGAUGGGGCUUAGUGGAUAUCAGAUUGGAAAGACAAAGGUAUUUCUAAGAGCAGGUCAGAUGGCUGAACUAGAUGCACGUAGAGCUCAAGUACUCAGUAAUGCAGCAAAAAGUAUCCAGCGGCGCAUAAGAACUCAUCAAGCACGUAAUCAUUAUCUUGCGCUUCGAAAGAAGACCAUAUAUCUGCAGUCUCAGUGGAGAGGAAGACUUGCAUGCAAACUAUAUGAAAACAUGAGAAAGGAGGCUGCUGCUGUGAAAAUCCAAAAGAACACACGCAGAUAUCAAGCUCGGAGAGCCUACAAGAAACUUCAUAUGUCAGCAUUGACAGUUCAAACAGCUUUAAGGGCAACAGCUGCUCGCAAGGAGUUCAGAUUUAGGAAGCAGACCAAAGCCUCCAUUAUUAUUCAGGCUCGGUGGCGGUGCCACAAAGCUGCAUUAUAUUAUAAGAGGCUCAAGAAAGGGACCAUAGUUACACAAUGCAGAUGGAGGGGACGUGUAGCCAGAAGAGAACUUAGGAAACUAAAAAUGGCUGCAAGAGAAACUGGUGCACUUCAAGAAGCGAAGGAUAAGCUUGAGAAACGUGUGGAGGAACUCACUUGGCGUCUCCAGCUAGAAAAAGGAUUAAGGACGAAUCUAGAAGAAUCCAAAUCUCAAGAGAUAGCAAAACUGCAGAAUCAAUUGCAGGAGAUGCAGAGCAAAUUUGAGGAGACCAAUGCUCUGCUUUCCAAGGAGCGUGAGAAUGCAAAGAAAAUUAGUAUAGAAGCAGUUCCUGUUAUUCAAGAGAAACAGGUUAUCGUUGAAGAUACACAGAAGAUUGACGCACUGACGGCAGAAAUUGAGAGCCUAAAGACGUCACUCGAGUCAGAGAAACAGAAAUCUAAUGACUUUGAACAAAAAUAUAAUGAAGCCCAAGCUAGCAGUGAAGAAAGAGGUAAAAAGUUAGAAGACACAGAGAAGAAGGUUCGUCAACUCCAAGAAUCAUUGAAGGGGCUAGAAGAGAAGAUUAAUAAUGUAGAAUCAGAGAAUCAGGUUCUGCGUCAACAAGCUGUAUCGACUAAGUUCCUUCAUAGACGCCAGAGCUCACUUGCCCAGAGAGAGAGGGCUGCUGAAAGUGCUCAUAAUAGUAUUGCAGUGGAGGGGAAGCCACAAGUGACUAAUCAGGAACUUCAAACUAGCCCAUCAAUGAACCUGAGGGAAUCCUCUGAAGUGGAUGAUAAACCACAGAAGUCACUAAAUGAGAAACAACAAGAGAAUCAAGAAUUACUCAUUAGAUGCAUUGCACAACAUCUAGGAUUUGCUGGAAACAGACCAAUUGCUGCCUGUAUCAUAUAUAAGUGCCUCUUGCAUUGGAGAUCAUUUGAAGUUGAGCGCACUAGCGUUUUCGAUAGAAUCAUCCAGACUAUUGGCCAUGCAAUUGAGACCCAGGAUAAUAAUGAUGUCUUAGCUUACUGGUUAUCCAAUGCCUCGACACUUCUCUUGUUACUCCAACGCACACUCAAGGCAAGUGGUGCUGCUGGAAUGGCUCCACAACGCCGUCGUUCUCAAUCAGCAACCCUAUUUGGGAGGAUGACUCAGAGUUUCCGUGGAAGUCCAGCAGGAGUCAAUCUGUCCUUAAUUAAUGGUAGUUCAAGUAGAGGAGUAGAUACAUUAAGACAAGUUGAAGCCAAGUACCCAGCUUUGCUUUUCAAACAGCAGCUUACAGCAUAUGUGGAAAAGAUAUAUGGAAUGAUUCGUGAUAACUUGAAGAAAGAAAUUUCUCCCUUGCUUGGAUUGUGCAUUCAGGCACCAAGAACAUCCAGAGCAAGCUUGGUUAAGGGAUCGUCACGUUCUGUUGCAAACACUGAAGCCCAGCGAGCUUUGAUUGCUCAUUGGCAGGGGAUCGUUAAGAGCCUAGGGAACUUUUUAAAUACAUUGAAAGCAAAUCAUGUUCCACCAUUUUUGGUUCGUAAGGUGUUCACGCAAAUUUUUUCUUUCAUCAAUGUACAACUAUUCAAUAGUCUUCUUCUUAGACGAGAGUGUUGCUCAUUUAGUAAUGGAGAAUAUGUAAAAGCUGGUUUGGCUGAACUAGAGCAUUGGUGUUAUAAGGCAACGGAUGAGUAUGCAGGUUCCGCUUGGGAUGAGCUCAAACAUAUUAGACAAGCCAUUGGAUUUCUGGUUAUACAUCAAAAACCGAAGAAGACACUGGAUGAAAUAAGUCAUGACCUGUGCCCAGUCCUCAGUAUACAGCAGUUAUAUCGGAUUAGCACCAUGUAUUGGGAUGACAAAUAUGGCACGCAUAGUGUGUCACCUGAAGUCAUAUCCAAUAUGAGAGUGUUGAUGACUGAAGAUUCAAAUAAUGCAGUUAGUAAUUCUUUCCUGUUGGAUGAUGAUUCAAGCAUUCCAUUUUCUGUUGAUGACAUUUCAAAGUCAAUGGAACAAAUAGAUAUCUCUGAUAUAGAUCCACCGCCACUUAUACGGGAAAACUCCGGGUUUAGCUUUUUAUUACCACGCCCAGCUUGACAGUUUUGACUGUAGAAUUGGUCGACUGGUGUUUAUACCCACCCACCAACAAGAUAUCAAGUCACAUUCGGGUAUAUAAAUUAUAUAUAGUAAUUUGUUGACUUUGGUUGUCUAAGAGACUAGUCAUUGUAUUUAACACACGAAAUUUACUUCUUAGUAGUUUCAACAGUGGAUGACAUAAAAAGCAUAUGCUACUACCUUUUUGGGGUGGAAGCUUGAAAAAAAAUGGCCAACAGCCUUUUUUCCAUAGAAUUUUCAUUCUUUUUUUCUUUUCUCAUUUCACCUUGUCACUUCUCAGCACCUUCCUUUGCUUAGAAUAAGAUUUUGUACGUAGAAGUUAUAGGAAUUUCAUCUAAUUAUAGUUGUGAAUGGAGAACAUUGCUCAGGAUA
Molecule: messenger RNA, 5649 nt
Organism: Arachis duranensis
Lineage: Eukaryota; Viridiplantae; Streptophyta; Magnoliopsida; Fabales; Fabaceae
Product: myosin-11-like
Exons: 37
Coding region: 628-5259 (1543 amino acids)
Biological process (GO): pollen tube growth; actin filament organization; vesicle transport along actin filament
Cellular component (GO): actin cytoskeleton; cytoplasm; myosin complex
Molecular function (GO): ATP binding; microfilament motor activity; actin filament binding
Source: RefSeq, a predicted model, not a curated record